AUGCAUACAGCGACAAUAGACCAUGGGAUUGAGGAGAUUGUUCCCUCGGAGCAACGCGCGAUCGCCCUCCGAUUAGUAGAGCAGGUUUUUCGAAAAUACGAUGUAUCAACAUCAAGCCAGACGCGCGUGGUUGAUGCCAUCCCGGGCUCUAGUUCACCGAAUAGAGACCUCGAUGAAACGAGAUUGGUUCCCGUGGCAGAGCUUCUAGGUUUUGAAUUGCCGCCACGCGACAUUAUAGAUACACUAUUAACAGCGUACAUGGAGUCCAUGCAUUGGUAUCUCAAUAUCCUCGAUGCACCGUCGUUCUACAACAAGCUAGAGCCUAUCCUAGCCACCGGCCUCGCGCCUCGGUCUCAGAGACCCUUCAUUUUGAAAGCCCUCGUCGCAAUGAUCAUGGGGGCUCGUCUUUUGAGCGACGAAGUCAAGCAAGAGAAAUUCAGCACCUCUACCUUUUCCCUGACGGACCUCGUGUCAACACUCACAGCAGGCGUAGAAAGAUGGUAUUUUCCACUCAUGGAUUCUGUCACACCCGACACCGUGGCAUUCUCCUUCAUGAUGUCGGCCAAUUACCUUUUCAACCGCCAAAUAAGGUUUCUCUCCAUGUCCUAUGGAACCCCACCGAUAGUGACUGAGGAUAGCUGCUGCGUUCAACUUCCGGACGACCUGGAGGGAAACAUGCUUCAACAUCCGGGAUUUAAAUCGAUGGAGAAACGCGAGGAUGGAGAACUCUGUUCUGUGACUACGGGGUCGUACAACCGCUACAAGGCGAAAAUGUACAUGAUGGCCUCUUCCAUCAUGAAUCAAAUUUACUUCACACGGCACAACAAACCUGGAGAACUUGUCCGACUUAUUAAGGGUUUCUUCGAGAGAGUCCUAGAGUGGGAAAGGUCUGUCCCCCCAGAGCUACAGCUGGAAUCCCACAUGGAUUUCAUCCCGUCGGAGGGGGAGGAAGGUUUCAUACGGCAGGUUUUCGCCAUACAGGCUCUCACUCUCCGCAUCUCCUACGACAACCUCCUGAUAUUCCUAUUCAGACCACUUAUCACCAUUGGAAGCGUAUCUCAGGCCCUCCAACGAACGAGGGAGUCAUCACCGGCAUGCCUUGCGUCGAUUCUGGCCACAGGGGUUAGGCCUGAUAGAGUGCCUGACGCAUUCCUCCAGGUAGCAGAGACGCAAUGCUGGACAUCUGCCACCAGGACUUCGUUGGUUUUCCAACGUCCCAAUAUCCGAAACCUUUUUUCCUUUAGUUUCCCGGCCCUUCACGUGGGCAUUUACGCCUUCUCGGCCGGAGUCAUGUUGGCUCUCCUGGCACUGUCGUAUCCUCUGUCAACGCGCGGAGACGAGUGUAAGCGCGGCAUUGCCCGGAUCAUACAAUUCUCUCGAAGCGCUCAGCUGAAGCCGCAUAUGCGGAGCCAGAUGUCGGAGGUGCUAACUGACUUGAUGCACGCAAUCGCCUCCGAGGAGACCAAGGCGCUGAUUGCGUCACCGGAUGGCGUCAAGAGUGCUGCCGAAAGUUACAAGAAUCCUCAUGCGCAUGCACUUGAUCCCACUCCAGAAAUGUGCCCAGCUUCAAGUGGAGGAUCUCAGGCGCUUCACACGCCGACCUGUAUAACACCGGAAGCAACGCCGCCUGGCGAUAGCGAUCACGGAAAGAGCACAACAUCGGAAAAGGGGGAUGAACAACAACAACUCCAAGCCCAUGAACUAGACACGGGAUUAACCUUAGCAGCACCGCCAUGCCAAACAUCCCAUAUGCAUGAAAAUGAAAAUGGGCCCUCGGCUCCCCAUAUGGUGACAUGGGGAGUGCGAUGGACGUAUGGACCGCACCACACGCCGAAUGGUUAG
Scedosporium apiospermum is the source of this 1842-nucleotide messenger RNA. RefSeq lists its product as uncharacterized. NCBI's taxonomy places the organism in Eukaryota, Fungi, Ascomycota, Sordariomycetes, Microascales, Microascaceae. The transcript has 4 exons. Bases 1 to 1842 code for a protein of 613 amino acids. The record is from RefSeq and is a predicted model, not a curated record.